AUGGUGCGUUUUCAAGUCUGCCGCAUUCAGAGGUCAAGUGGGACUUUUCUCACAGUGUCUAAGGCGGAUGGAGGGGAGCGCCCUGAGGAGGUGAAGUUGCCUGCCGCCGCCCACAGAUAUGCCACCGAAGGUGGGAUCUGUGACUCAAAGUGGAUGCCACUUGAACUCAUCCGCUCCACCAAUCGAGUUGAAUUCGCUGUUGAGGCUGCAGACACUCCUCGUCGAUGUUGCCCCACAGUGCCUGAUUCGGGUGAUACAAAUCUCCCAAACACGUAUCACCUUCGGAUGAAUCCGCUAUUCCCGACGACGACGACGUCGGCGAUGAUGGUGAUGGUGGUGGCGAUGCGGAUGAUGAAUGACAUGCCACUGUUAAUUGGGAUACUUGGAACUCAACAUGUCAAGUGCAUGUUGAACACGAGUGAUGAAACAGCGACACUAGAUCUUGAGGACUGUCUAGUUGUUCCUCACUCCUUCCUCACUUGUUAUCGCAACACACCGUGCAUUCUGGCUUGUUUACUGGAUGCAUGGAUGGAUGGAUGA
Messenger RNA from Echinococcus granulosus, 540 nucleotides. RefSeq lists its product as hypothetical. The coding region runs from base 1 to 540 and encodes 179 amino acids. The record is from RefSeq and is a predicted model, not a curated record. The transcript is spliced from 3 exons. NCBI's taxonomy places the organism in Eukaryota, Metazoa, Platyhelminthes, Cestoda, Cyclophyllidea, Taeniidae.